This is a messenger RNA of Temnothorax curvispinosus, 766 nucleotides long. RefSeq names its product odorant receptor Or2-like. Gene Ontology annotation, molecular function: olfactory receptor activity; odorant binding. The coding region runs from base 41 to 730 and encodes 229 amino acids. The transcript has 6 exons. Gene Ontology annotation, cellular component: plasma membrane. The record is from RefSeq and is a predicted model, not a curated record. Lineage: Eukaryota; Metazoa; Arthropoda; Insecta; Hymenoptera; Formicidae. Gene Ontology annotation, biological process: sensory perception of smell; detection of chemical stimulus involved in sensory perception of smell.
ACCACAUAAACCUCGAAACGAGGAUGAAGUAGCUAUCCAAAUGAAAUUUGAUAGGUUUAUCAGAACGUUCACGAUAACAUACGCUCUUAUAAUGACGAGUUCCAUUACAGGCAUCACUAUGGGAUCAAUAUUAAAAGAUGUCGGCAUGGAUACUCUAAUCUUAGGAUUGUUUUUGCAAACGUGUGCUCAGCUUGAAAUUUUCGAAAGUCGUCUUCACAAAUUAAUAAUUAAUAAAACAGUUCGAGAUCAGGGACGUAAACCUUCGAUGUCGAAUAAGGACGAAGUGGAGAUAUCGGAAAUCGUACGUCAUCAUCUCAUCAUUUACAAAUACGCUAAAACGGUAAAUAUUAUAUACAACCAAGUGAUCUUCUUUCAAUUCUUUGAAAGCAUAGUGGUAUUAUGUACAUGCAUUUAUUACUUGACAAUGUAUAUUAAUGAACUGUUUGCAUUAGCGAAUUUUUUGGGAUAUACCAUUGUCAUGUUUGUACAAAUCUUCGUUUAUUGUUGGUCUGCAAACGAAGUCAUUCUUAAGAGUACAAGUGUAGGAGACGCUAUAUAUUGCACGAACUGGCCAUUAAUACCAGUUAACGAACAAAAGGACUUGCUGUUAAUCAUGAUGCGAACCACAAUUCCUAUAACGUUCACAAGCAGCUUUUUGGUAACCCUUUCUCUUGAAUCUUACGGCAAUAUCUUGAAAGCGUCAUACUCGGCAUUUAAUGUGCUUACAUAGUAAGGUAUAAAGAACCAAACGUGUAAUUGGGCAUAA